Moneuplotes crassus is the source of this 897-nucleotide messenger RNA. The record is from the annotation of a GenBank genome assembly. NCBI's taxonomy places the organism in Eukaryota, Ciliophora, Spirotrichea, Euplotida, Euplotidae.
UAUUGAAUAUGAAGCUACUAGUUUGUAUUAUUGCUCUGUUCUGUAUUUGAACUGCUCAUAAUUUAACCACUGCCCCAGUGCUUGUAAUACAUGGAAUCAACGACAAUUGCGACUACGGAAUCGUCAAAAGUGUUUCAAGCCAUUUAGAGACUUAUGCUCAAUGCUAUCCUAUUGGAGGAGAUCAAGCUAAAAUGGCAUCGAUAUUUUAUAACAUCAAUUACCAAGGAAAGAUUUUGUGUGACAAGAUUCAUCAAGAUGAGCAACUGAAAGAUGGAAACUUUAGCAUACUUGGAAUCUCUCAAGGAGCUGUGAUAUCCAAGUAUAUCAUUGAGUACUGCCCACUUAAACAUCCAGUCAGAAGCAUUGUUACUUUCGGAGGCCCUCAUAUGGGAGUUUCAUUUGCUCCUACCUUUCCUAAAGAAACAUGGCUUGGAACUGCAUUAGCCUGGAUCAUCAACAAAUUUGUAUAUUUCAACUUCAUGCAGUACUUGGUAGCUCCAGCUGAUUUCUGGAGAGAUCCAACCAACCCUCAAGGAUACCUCAAGCACUCAAGGUUCCUUGCUGAAGCCAACAACGAGAGAAAUUUCGACCAGAACAGAAAAGACCUCUGGCUCGCCCUCAAACAUGCAAGAUUUGUGAAAUGGGAGCAAGACACCACGAUCAUCCCAAGAGAGUCAUCAUGGUGGGGCAUGUACUCACCCGACUACAACAUUGUGUCGAGGUUCGAUACAGAAGUGUACAAAAAGGAUUUGAUUGGGAUCAGAACUUUGGAAGAAGAAGGAAGAGCCGACUUCAUAUCUAUCCCAGGAGAUCAUAUGAAAUUCAGUCAUGAUCAAAUCAAUAAUAUCGUCAGACCUGUUUUUACUCAGUAAUCUUUCAACCUUUGUGUUCCAUCAA